GUUCGUUCCACUUCCGGUUUUUUUCGACAACAAGCUGCGCACAUGUAGCAGCAGUUUGGAGUCAGCAGCGUCUAGUUUUGUAUCUUCGCGGUGUCUGGAGACAAUUUGAGGUUUUAUAUUCUGUAAAGUUUCAGUAGAUUCCGUUAAAAAUGGGGAAGAAGAAGACGGGACUCGGCAGAGCUCUGAUCAAAGAGCGACUCCAGUCUGGUCGAGGGAAGCCGAGAGGAGACACCUGGCUCCACACCAGUGAACUGAACGACGGCUACGACUGGGGUCGACUGAACCUGCAGUCGGUGACAGAGCAGAGCUCCAUGGAUGACUUCCUGGCCACGGCUGAACUGGCAGGAACGGAGUUUGUUGCAGAGAAACUCAACAUCCAGUUUGUUCCGGCUGAAGCUCGAGCAGGUUUGUUAACCGCCGAGGAGAAGACCAGGCUGAAGAAGCUGCACGAAGAGAACAAACACUUCCUCAGGAUUCCUCGACGACCUCACUGGGAUGAAAGUACGAGUCCAGAGGAGCUGCAGCAGGCCGAGAAGGACAGUUUCCUGGAGUGGAGGCGAGAGCUGGCUCAACUGGAGGAGGAACAGAAGUUAAUUCUGACACCGUUUGAGAGGAACCUGGAAUUCUGGAGGCAACUGUGGAGAGUCAUCGAGAGAAGUGACAUCGUCGUUCAAAUCGUUGAUGCCAGAAACCCGCUGCUGUUCAGAUGUCUGGAUCUGGAGUCGUACGUUGGGGAGGUUUCAGCCGAUAAGGUGAACAUGCUGCUGGUGAACAAAGCUGAUCUUCUGACCAGAGAACAGAGGAGAACCUGGGCCAGACACUUCCAGAAGGAAGGAAUCAGGACGGCUUUCUGGUCGGCUUUGGCUGAGAGCAACAGGCUGGACGCAGAGGAGAAGGGGAUGGAGGUGGAGGAUCCAGAGUGUGCAGAGAGCGACGCAGAAGAAGAAGAAGGAAAACAACCAGAUAAUGAAGCAGCUGGAGAGGAGGAGGUGAAGGAGGAAGACAGUGAUGAAGAUGAGGAGGAGGUGAUGGUAGAGGAGGAGGACUGGCACACCUGUUCAGAAGGUGAGGAGGAAGCUGUCGGUUCAUCCAGUGAAUCCUUCCACAACUCCAGCCGCCUGCUGCACAAAGACGAGCUGCUGAACACGUUCAAGGCCGUCCACAGUGGAAGGAGAUGUCGAGAAGAACAGCUGACGGUCGGCCUGGUCGGCUAUCCAAACGUAGGGAAGAGUUCAACCAUCAACACUAUCUUCAGGAACAAGAAGGUUUCAGUUUCAGCGACUCCUGGACACACCAAGCACUUCCAGACGCUGUACGUGGAACCAGGCCUGUGUCUCUGUGACUGUCCAGGUCUGGUGAUGCCGUCGUUCGUUUCCACCAAAGCUGAGAUGAUCUGUUCUGGGAUUCUGCCCAUCGACCAGAUGAGGGAUCACGUCCCUGCAGUGUCCCUGAUCUGUCAGACGAUUCCUCGACACGUGUUGGAAGGAACAUACGGCAUCAACAUCAUCAGACCACGAGAAGACGAAGACCCAGACAGACCUCCGACCUCUGAGGAGCUGCUGAUGGCGUACGGAUACAUGAGAGGCUUCAUGACGUCCCAUGGUCAGCCGGAUCAGUCCAGAUCGGCUCGGUACAUCCUGAAGGACUACGUCAGCGGGAAGCUCCUCUACUGCCAUCCUCCUCCUCACAUCAGAGCUGAGGACUUCCAGCCUCAACACAACAAGUUUCAGAGGAGAGACUCGGACGGCUACGACCCGAACACAGAACACAGAAGCAGCAACAAACAGCAGAAGAUCAGGAGAAUCGAAAACGUAGUGGACAAGAACUUCUUCCACCAGGAGAACGUCCGGGCGCUGUCCAAAGGAGUGAAGUCUGUGAUGGGCUACAGACCCGGCAGCGGUCCAGUCGCUAAGGAGGAACCUGAGGUGGUGGUGGGAAAACCCUGGAAGAAACACGGCAACAGGAACAAGAAGGAGAAAGUUCGGAGGAUCACUAAACAUCUGGAUGCCUGAUGAUGAUCCAGAGCUUUAAAUAAAAACAUUUCAGCUGGAAUGGAAACGAUAAAGGACAGCUGACCGAUUGUAAAAGAACUAAAGCUGCUGCAGGUAGAUGGAGGAACCUGGUUAGGAUCAGAACCUGUCAGAUCAUGAACUCAACAUCCAGGAGGUGUCAAGUUUAGAAUAAAUGCAAAUAUAAAUUUUACUACAGUCAUGAUUAAACACUUCAACAUGUUUAGUACGACUUUAAUCCAAUAAAUUCUGUAACUAACUUCAGUUAUAGAAUAAAAUUCCUGUUUUCA
This is a messenger RNA of Acanthochromis polyacanthus (spiny chromis), 2299 nucleotides long. RefSeq names its product large 60S subunit nuclear export GTPase 1 (gene lsg1). NCBI's taxonomy places the organism in Eukaryota, Metazoa, Chordata, Actinopteri, Pomacentridae. Bases 150 to 2012 code for a protein of 620 amino acids. Gene Ontology annotation, molecular function: GTP binding; GTPase activity. Gene Ontology annotation, biological process: ribosomal subunit export from nucleus. The transcript has 14 exons. Gene Ontology annotation, cellular component: cytosol. The record is from RefSeq and is a predicted model, not a curated record.